This is a messenger RNA of Insectozyma verbasci, 1023 nucleotides long. NCBI's taxonomy places the organism in Eukaryota, Fungi, Ascomycota, Pichiomycetes, Serinales, Debaryomycetaceae. The record is from the annotation of a GenBank genome assembly.
AUGAAAAAGAUUGAAGAUGUGCAAUCAGAUACACCUUCUGAAACAUCAAGUAAGACAGCAAGUAAUAUAACGAAGCCUGAAACAUCAGGAAAGAUAACUAAAAAGAAGAAAAAGAAUAGGAAUCAGAAAAAACGACAAUUAAGAAAAUUAAAGAAACAAUUAAUUGAAAAUCAUAAUAUAGAUUCGUCUGGUGAUGAAUAUUAUUCAACUCAUGAAUGGUUUGAAGAAGAAAAAGCUCUCUAUAAUGAAGGUUACGAUGAUGGUUAUCAAGCUGGAUUAGAUGCAGGAUUAUAUGAAAGACGUGAUAUAGUCUAUUAUAAUGACGAAUUAUUGACUCAUGAUUAUGAUUCCUUACCUUCAAAUGUUAAAAAAUUUUGGAGUCGAAGGUAUGAUUUAUUUUCAAGAUUUGAUGAUGGAAUAUGUUUAAAUGAAGUUUUAUGGUAUUCUGUAACACCAGAAGUUACUGCAGAAAAUAUAGCUGAUUAUUUAUAUAAAUUAAAUCCAGAUGCAAAAAAUAUUUUGGAUUUAUGUUGUGGCGGUGGUGGGAACACAAUUCAAUUUGCCUUGAAAUUUGAAAAUGUAAUGGCAAUAGAUAUAAAUUCCACUCAUUUACAUUGCACACGUCAUAAUUGUGAAGUAUAUGAAGUUGGUGAUAAAUUAUUGACAUUACAGGGUGAUUGGAAUCAAUUAGCGAAAAAUUUUAAGUGGGUUCCAUUUGAAUAUGAAACAAAACCUUUUGAUUUUAUAUUUUGUUCCCCACCGUGGGGUGGUACUGAUUAUGAUCGAUCAUCAUUUGAUGUAUAUGAUAUGGAACCUUUUUCAUUACCUGAUUUAUUACAUCAAUGUUAUAAAUUUUCAAAUAAUAUAGCAUUAUAUUUACCAAAAUCUUCAAAUAUAGGUCAAUUAAAUAGUGCUUCAGAAGAAGUAUUUGGAGAUGCAGAUACUUAUAGAAUUGAAAAUAUUUAUGAUAAAACUGGAAAGAGAAUUUUGGCAAUCAUGGUUGUUUGGGCAAAUUUAGUAUAG